UGCCAGGUAGGCAAUGCUCCUCGGUGUAGUUGCGGUAGGCACCCCUCUCGGUGCGCCCAUACCUCCCAGCAUGCACAGCGAGACAUGAAUGUUCAGGGAUUGCACUGAAAACAUGAAGAAAAAGUAGAAGACACAGAAGAAUGCUUCUCCGAAACCGAUUUCUCUUACUGCUGGCCUUAGCUGGACUGCUGGCCUUUCUAAGCCUCAGCCUGCAAUUCUUUUCCAGAUGGUUGCCUGUCAGUCUGCAGCUUAAGACUGAAAUGCAGGUGUUUCCAGAGUUCCCGGUGCGUCUGAUCCAAGUUGGUCAAGGCAGAGAGGAAGGUCUGGGUGCCAAAAACCGGAAAAGAAUCAUGCCUGAGCCUUUGACAGAGCCACCUGCAUUAAAUCCACUCUAUGAAGCAAAUCUCUAUUGCAAUACUCCGGGAGCCAAAGAAAGAAGCAUGGAAGGCCAUGCUCCUCCCAAUUUAAAGUUGUUGUCUGUACAAGUAAUUAUCCGGCAUGGAGACAGGUAUCCAUUAUAUACCAUUCCCAAAACCAAGAGACCUGAUAUUGACUGUGUACUUGAACCAGGCAGGAAACCAUCUCAUCCUCAUUUGACAGAUUUCAUUAGCCAUAUGUCAAAAGGAGUAGACACACAAAUGGAUGGCACCUUGGGCAGCUUGCCUCGCUUACCCAACCACAUUCUGUGUGAAAUGGGAGAGCUGACUCAGACAGGUGUAGUGCAACAUCUCAGAAAUGGGCAGCUGCUGAAGGAAAUCUACUUGAAGAAACACCGACUCCUAACGAGUGCAUGGACUGCAAAGCAUCUCUAUUUCGAAUCCACUGGAAAAAGUAGGACAUUGCAAAGUGGGCUGGCCCUGCUUUACAGCCUUCUGCCUAAUUUUGACUGGAAGAAAAUAAAUGUUAAGCACCAAUGGAGUACAAUAUUUUGCUCUAACCACUGUGACUGCCCAAUGAGGAACCAUUAUCUAGAAGAAGAACAGCGUCGCCAGUACAAUUUUCGAGUGAAGAACAGCCUCCUAGAGAAGACCUACAUAAAUAUGGCCAAAAUAGUAGGUAUCCCCACUAGGCAGUUAAGGGCCUCAAACCCUAUAGACUCAUUACUGUGUAAUUUCUGCCACAAUGCAACCUUUCCUUGCACCAAAAAUGGCUGCAUUGACUUGGAGCACUUUAAAGUCAUCAAGACACAUCAACUGGAAGAUGAAAAAGAAAGAUAUGAAAAGCAACUUUAUUUCAAAUAUGCACUGAUGGCAACCCAUCCUCUUUUGAACCAGACGGCCAACAGAAUGCUCCGUAUUGCAGAAGGCAAAAAGGAUGAGCUUUUUGCUUUGUACUCUGCCCAUGAUGUGACCCUCUCCCCUAUAUUGAGUGCUUUGGGUCUCAGAGAAGCCAGAUUCCCAAGAUUUGCUGCUCGCUUAGUUUUUGAACUGUGGCACGACCCAGAGAAAGCAAACAAUCACUAUGUGAGGGUACUGUAUAACGGGGAAGAUGUUACGUUUCAGACCUCUUUCUGCCGAGAUCAGCUAAGGAGUUCAAAGCGUCCCCUGUGCCCGCUUAAAAAAUUUUGCACUUUUGUCCAGAAAGAUAUGUUUUCAUCCCUUAAUAGCACAAGCUACUAUGAUGCUUGCCAUCAGCGGCUAUUUUGAAAUUUUUAGAAUGUAAAGAACAAUUUGACUGGUCUUGGUAAUUUCUUGUCGGUAACAUCAGCAUUAGGUACUCUCUCCUUUCUGCCAUGGUUUCAUAAAAAUGGAACUUAUUUAGUGUGGUUUUUGUUUAAUUUCCCUUAAUUGGCCUUAAAAAGUAUGGCGGCAUUGCUAAACAUGUUCACUGAACACCCUGCUCUGCAUAUCUGUUUUUUUACAUGAGUGGGAGUUUCCUUAUUGCUUAACUCAGAGGCACCUGUAUGUUCAAAACAGUUUUACUGCUCUAGUGGAAAAUGACUGACAAUUUAAUUAACAUGGCAGCUCCCUAUAAUGUAAUGCAAUGCAGAUAUACAGUUAUGGUUUGCUUUCAUACUUAAUUGGCUGUUAAAAAGAAAACUGGGUAUGUUUUAACUUUACUACAGUUCUGUUCUGUAUCAUUGCUGUGUUGACAGCAAACACCAUCAGUAUGCUGUUACAUCACUAAUAUGGCUGCUAUACUGUAUUGUCCUGAUCUAGAGACCGUGUCAGUUACAUGACUAUCCCUUUUAGUCUGGUUGCAGACUAUACCAGCAAUGCUUGAUCCAAACACCCAGUUCAGACGCCAAAUAUCUGUUUUGUUCCUAUAAACUUAUUGAAAAGCUAUUUUAAAUAAGCAAGGAAAUUGUUUAAUAUUUGGAUGAAGGAAGGUUUGCCAUCCUAGAUAGUACAACUUCCCUUUUAUUUAGGACAUUUAAAAGUGAAUAUUGGCAAACCUCACUUAACCAGUGAAGAGACAUUGGUAUGAUCUGUAAAUCAACAUUAAAGAAUGGUCAUUGACAGUAGUGCUGCCAUGAAAACUCUUGGGGCCCCGUACGACUGAAUAGUUGGGGCCCUCCUCUGCUUGUUACUGGCACAGCAGGCCCUUUUUAAGCUCCACAAGGGCCCAAAAUAGUGCCUUGCCUGCCUCAGUGUUGGGAGGGGGGGGGGGAAAUAUAAAAGAAAAAUUGCUGUCCAGGGUCCCAAGCCUAAAAUUUCCUGUUUCCACCUUAUGGCAGUCCUAAGAAGCUUUGUAGCAAACUAACUUUAUCCAAGAGGGUGGGGAAAGUAUCCUUUGUAAAUAUAUCAUGGUUGUUUGGUGCUUUUACCUUGUGAAAAGUCUCAUAGUGGUGAACUGACAGCUGGUUUAUUUUUCUAUAAGUAAUAUACAGUAAGUGUUUUUACCUCAGUGGCUUCUUGGAGGCCGUUUGGUAUCUUACAUAGACCUUUGUAGCAGUUUUACGUGCAAAUAUUUUUAAAUACAAGUACAUCUAGCACCCAAGCUACUGUUAUCUGGACAUUGCUUGAAAUAAUGGGAACUUUUUACUGGAUAUUAUUGAGUACAUUCAUUGAAUUAAACAGUUCCUUUUGUUGUUUACUUAGAUAUUUAUAUGAUAUUGCCUAAUAUUAAGCCAUCCAAUUGCAGACCUUCCAAACAGGUAUAAUAGAAGUAUCCACAGAAUUACAUUGUAUAGUAUUAGUAUUUUGGCUCUGUCAGAGCACUGAAUGUAUUUUCAGGUUAAUGACAACAUUCCAAAUCAAGAGAGAGCCAUUCAUGUGCACAAUGGUGCUUUUAGGAAUCCUGUUUUAUCUGCACCGUGAAUUUGUACAUAGCAUUGUCUUUUGAAGCUUGUGGAAAAUAUUUAGCCCUGGGCAUAAGUAGUACAGCAAAUAACUAAAAUGUCAAUACAAUAAUGGAACUCCCAGAAAUGGAAGACAUAAUUCAGUGCAUAAAUGAUUUAGCCACAUGUUUAUUUAGGAAAAGACCAAGCUUUCAUAUAUGCUAAAAUCCACAACGCUGACCAUUUCUGUUACCAAUAGGGCCAAAUGACAUUUUGAUACAGUUUUGAUACAUUUGAGACUAUAAAACUGGGCAGAACACAGUGUCAUCGUCGUGGCCCCUCCCCCCCCCCUGCUUAUUGCAUACCAGCUGUUUCAGCCACCAAAAACUGUUCCCACCACCCUGCAGGUUAGGUGCAGGCAACAGGAUACAUGCGGGCUGUGGCCCAUCAGGAUAUUCCUGGUGUCUUGCUAGCCCAGUCUGACUCUGGCAGGACAGAAAAUGCCAUUUCUCAGAGGUUGCCUCUUGGCUAGAAAUGCCUUUUGGUCAAAUUAAAAAAACUACAUAUUAUCAAUUAAAAAAACUGAUGAAUCUUUAUUAUUUUGGAUUUUUUCUUUUUAGGAAUAUUCAAUCUGUUGUAUAAAUUGUAAUUCCCAGAAUCUGACUCUCCUUGGGUCAGAAACACUUAAUCUCUUGUUUAAAACCAGUUACUGAACAGGAAAUCCGAGACACAAAAAUAAUGUAUACUGGGAAGUGUCUUUAUUUUUAAAGUGGUAAAAAAUCUUUUGCUGUUGCCUUAUUUAUAAGGCACUAUGAUUCAACCCAAGAAUUACAGUACAGGUCAACUUCCUGGCAGUCAUGCAAUAACACUCACCUAGGCCUUGGCGUCUGCUGCUUUCUAUGUCCCUUGAUCCUUCUAGUAUUGCCACUUUACUCUGUUUUCGUCCCCGAGUUCCAGGAUUGCAGUACUUGCACAGGGAUACUUCACUGUAAGCAAAAAACAUGGUAACCCCUUGUUUGUGCUAUCAGUUAUGGUACUUGUCUUUAUAUCAAAUCACAGCUUUUAUAUUCCUUUUGUUUCCAGUACUGUGGUCUGGAUCUGGGAAGGGAGGCUCACAGCCCAGAUGGUUUAGUCCAAGCUUCUUGCCUCACUUUUUUUUUCUCAAAGGCGAAUUAUUCACCAUUUCUGAAGUACAGAACAUGUCCCUUUUGAAUUAUUAGGAGGUAUUAUUUACACAGAUGCAAAUGCCUUUGCCUUAGAAAUGGUGAAUAAUCAAUGUGAAAAUGAACUGCUGUGCAUUCUCGAGCCAACAUGAUCAUUAAUAUAAAAUGUAAAUUUAAUAAUAAAACUAGCCUUUGUAGCUUUAUGUUUCUAGUUGAACUGACAUCCUGUAAAUGCCUGCAGGGUGUCCAUUUCUACUGUCUGUGCUGUCUGUCUGCUAGACUAGAGUGUUGGUACUUCAGUCUGUUUUUAUAGCAUUUUUUUAAUGUCUGCUUACAGCAAUAUGUAUCAAGGUACGUCCAGUCCAACACAACAAGGUUUGAAGUCUUUUGUGCUUUUUUUUAUUAUUUAUUUUUGAAACUGCAUUAGAAUAUAUUGGUACCAAUAAAACAGCAUUUGAAAAAAAA
Xenopus tropicalis (tropical clawed frog) is the source of this 4848-nucleotide messenger RNA. RefSeq names its product 2-phosphoxylose phosphatase 1 (gene pxylp1). The transcript is spliced from 7 exons. Bases 141 to 1646 code for a protein of 501 amino acids. NCBI's taxonomy places the organism in Eukaryota, Metazoa, Chordata, Amphibia, Anura, Pipidae. The record is from RefSeq and is a predicted model, not a curated record. Gene Ontology annotation, cellular component: Golgi membrane.